Molecule: messenger RNA, 2806 nt
Organism: Ceratina calcarata
Lineage: Eukaryota; Metazoa; Arthropoda; Insecta; Hymenoptera; Apidae
Gene: Hey
Product: Hairy/E(spl)-related with YRPW motif
Exons: 3
Coding region: 195-1448 (417 amino acids)
Biological process (GO): regulation of DNA-templated transcription
Molecular function (GO): protein dimerization activity; DNA binding
Source: RefSeq, a predicted model, not a curated record
CCGUUGCUCUUUUCGACGGGACAAAUCGUGAAACGUCUUCCAAGUGAAUUUUCUUUUACGACACAAUGUUGCCACAGUACUUGGUCACAAAGCGGAACGCGUUCGACAGUUAGCGAAGAUACGGUCAAAUUAUUUGACUACGUCGUCUGUUCAUUAUCCAUCGUGUCGAUUGAGUUGAAACUUUGCGAAGUAAAAUGUGGAGAGUAGUGGUCGCGCGAUCGGACGACAACAGCACGUUGCUGUCGUCGGAGAUAGCCUCAGGCCCGGUCGGUCCAAGUCACAUCUCCGGCCUGCCUGGAACACCUACCGGACACCAUCACCACCACCACUGGGGAUAUCCACCGCCUCCUCACGCGUCUUAUCAAUCGCAGCAUCCCGAUGCACCGCGUCAUCAUCACGAUCCACGGCCUCCUCACGAGCUGAGACAUCCGGCUAACGCGGAUCUCAGGACUCAGGAACUGAGGCACGAGAUGCACAGACCGGAUUUGAGGCACCCUUCAGAGAUGCAACGGCAUCAGCAAGAACUCCACAGGCCUGACAUGGGUAGACAUCAUCAGGAUCUGUCGGGGAUGAGGCAGGACAUGUCCACGGAUAUUAGAUCUAGUCAUGAGUUUCCCGAUUUGAAGAUCGACGUCGCGGAUAUGAGGAGUCAAGAGAACGGUCAGCAGCAACAGCAACAGCAACAGCAACAACAACAACAGCAGCAGCAGCAGCAGCAGCAACAAUCAUCGCAACAGAAUCCGACUCACCAGCAAAGAAAUUUGAAAAGAACGAUGAGCGACUCAGACUGCGAUGAUGUGUUCUCCGAGGAGAGCGGCAAAGAACCUUGCAAUUCGCCAGGAGGCGAUUCCUGCCAGCACGCGUCGCGAAAACGGAGGAGAGGGAUGAUCGAGAAGAAACGUCGCGACAGGAUAAACGCGUCUCUCGGCGAGCUGCGGAGAUUGGUGCCAGCCGCGGCCAGAGAUCCCCACAGCGGUAAAUUAGAAAAGGCCGAGAUUCUCCAGCUCACUGUGGAACACUUGCGAACGCUUCGAAACAAAGGUCCAGAGGGAUACGACAGCACGAAAUUAGCGAUGGAUUAUCAUGCUGUGGGCUGGGGUGAAUGCGCUGCCGAAGUCGGCAGAUACCUCGUCACGAUGGAGGGCCUCGACGAGAGGGAUCCUCUCAGGUUGCGAUUACUCUCGCACUUGCAAAGUUUCCACCGCGAGCAUCCACCGAACGGGGUGCCCGCGUCCGUGCCUCCGGUGACCAGCUUGACGUCGACGUCGACGAGCAGUAAUUACGAACCGUCGAGCACCGUGUCUACCGGGAUGCCACCGGCAGGGUCGGGGACCAUGCCACCCCUUUUAGGUGGAACUGCGCUCGGAUGGAGCCAGUAUCCGGGACAGUAUCCUCAGCAGCAACACGGCAAACCUUAUAGGCCGUGGGGCGCGGAACUAGCUUAUUGAGAUACGUCCCAUUUAUUUGUAGACUAGACUUCGAAUUUGAAACUCUCGGUCGACUCGCAGAAAGCAGAUGUGAAGGGCGAGAUUUUCCGGUUGAAAAUCUUACCCUAUUCUUGAAUUUUAUGCAACGCGUGCCUUCUGCAAGUUCACCUGCUACUUUAACUUCGAUCGUUCCUAGGCAGAACGAACGAGAACGUAAUUUUUCUACGUGUGAUACGAUAUGAUAGUCAUGCCAGUAGCUGAUAGCGAAGAUAUAAUUUAUUAUUAGAUUCGUGCGUUCCACGAAGAUGUACAGUUUGUAUAUACCAAUGACUGAUGUAAAUAACUUUUACUUUUGUACGAUCUCUUUAUAUCCUCGAUUUUCGAUAUUUUCUACUGUAUCUAUUUAUCCGGUUCUCCGUGCAACGGAGUUGCGUCGGACGUGUGAAACAAGUGCCAUUAAACUCCUCCGUAUAUGUACUUACAUGUUCCAAAUGCUCAAAUUAUUCUUGCAAUAAAGAUUGGCAAUAACACUGAACGAUAUGUGCGUAGUUUGUUCAUUCCGUCGAAUCUUCCCUCGCAUAGCCGCCUGUCCUAGUUUAACGACGCUAUAGCGGUUGCGAAAUGAUCGAUCGGCCAAGUACGUUUUUGUUCCUCACUUUUUCGCCCUGUUCGCGACACGACGGAUAGGCUACGCGUUCUCACGCGGCGCGUCGCGAUGACAAUGUUCGCCGAACUAUUCUUAUGCAAAGAUUCGCCUAGCAGCUUGCCGCGGAGGCGAGCCGGCAAACGAGAAACAAAGCCGUCGCCGCGGGCGUCGACACGCGAACCAGUUUUGCGCACUCGUUAAAACGUUUUCGCAAAGAAUACCGUGGACCGGGAAAUUCGCUGGGCUCGUUACGAUCGCCACGGCUCGGGGAGCAAUUAGCCGAGUCCUGGUUUUUGCGGAUAUUCAAAAUAGCCAGGGAGCGAGACUAAUUGUCCAAGAGGAAGAAUAGUGCGUGGGCACGUGGCCCCUAUUGUUCGAACCGUCGUUGCUACCCUCUUUUACACUGUUCCCGGACAAAACUGAAACUCCUUCUCGUUACGCGGUUGUCGCAUGAAAAAAAAAGUUACGAAAAAAAUGUUUUUCGACAGAUAAACAAGUUCGCGACUUAAAUAUAUAAUUCUCAACUUUAAAUCGAUUUUAUUCCUCGAUGAAACUUUCUUUGACGCAUUUCAUCCAGCGAUCCUCUGAUGCUCUUAUGACUUGAAAGUCUUCGAAGUACCUGUUUACUGCAGUUGUGAGCUUUAAUGAAAAUUGACAACUACUAAAUUCCAUUUUUGGGAACGAACAGGAUGAAGCAAACCAAACUUUAACUAGUUAGGGAUUUCUAUUUGAA